AUGGCUGAAUCAAUAACACCAACUGCAGCUAAAUGCGUAAAAUAUAAGAAGAAACAAAGAUUUAUUUCAUCAGAUUUUCGUGCAAUUCGGGCAUCUCGGCUGUCAAAAUUGUAUGUGGCUGAUCGAACUUCGCGUGUGGAGUGCUACAAGGUUCUGAAUGACAUUAAUGAGCAGGCAGCCCAGCUAGAGAAUGAUCAUGUUUCAUCCAGGGAGUGUGGUUUUAUAAUUCGACAUUGUUUCCCUGGUCUCAGGAGAAUUCACAGUAAUCAUGUCUACUUUUACUCGGGAAUCCGCCGCAUAAUAGCAAGUGAUACUAAACCCCAUGACAAUGAUUCAAUUGCAAUUUAUGGGCAAGCAUCAGCUACAAUUCCAAAAAGCUUCUUUCUUAAAAGAGCUGAACUGUUAGACUUUGUUAAAUUGGAUGACCAACCAUUGUACAGUUUUGACAAUGGUAUUGCAUCAACAACAGUGGCUAAACACUUCAGAGAUCUUACGGUUGCAGUGCAAGAAUUUACAGUCAAGCCCAUCCACGAAGCAGAGAAAAUCCUUGAUCUACCAAGUCACCCAUGUCUCCCCCUGUUGAUUGGGCUAUGUUGUGAAGAACAACCUUACCUUUCGGUGACUAAAUUUUAUGGUGCAAAAAGAAUUGGACUUAUGUUAUCUAUUUCUGCUGCAAUAGCAGAAGGACCAACAAAAAGAAUGAAUUCACCCCACUGGAUGUCAAUAAUAUGUGAUAUCGCUAAAGGCCUUCUCCAUAUGCAUACAAAUGGAUUCUUGCAUGGAGACCUGAAGCCUAGCAAUAUUAUUUUAUAUCGGAAACCUGAUUGUGAUAAGUAUUUUCAGCCAGUCUUUUUAGGUCUUACAAAAGUGACAAAAUUUUCAAUUGCAGAUAUUGAAAAACUGCUUAUUUUUGAAGAUCUGAUAAUGUUUCAGCACCUGGUUAAAAAUAUAUUAAAUGUUGUGACUCUUGACGAUCAAACACAAGAAAAAUUUAUGAACAUGAUAAGUGUGGCAACAACCUAUGAUGAACAGUGGCAAAUGUUGGAAAAUGUAAUACAUUUCUUAGAAACAUUAUAGAAUAAGGAUACUUAUAUUAAA
Molecule: messenger RNA, 1098 nt
Organism: Dendronephthya gigantea
Lineage: Eukaryota; Metazoa; Cnidaria; Anthozoa; Malacalcyonacea; Nephtheidae
Exons: 3
Coding region: 1-1077 (358 amino acids)
Biological process (GO): protein phosphorylation
Molecular function (GO): protein kinase activity; ATP binding
Source: RefSeq, a predicted model, not a curated record